Molecule: messenger RNA, 682 nt
Organism: Cryptococcus amylolentus CBS 6039
Lineage: Eukaryota; Fungi; Basidiomycota; Tremellomycetes; Tremellales; Cryptococcaceae
Exons: 5
Coding region: 93-371 (92 amino acids)
Biological process (GO): spliceosomal snRNP assembly; mRNA splicing, via spliceosome
Cellular component (GO): U5 snRNP; precatalytic spliceosome; U4 snRNP
Molecular function (GO): RNA binding
Source: RefSeq, a predicted model, not a curated record
AUUCCAGCCAUCACCCGCUUUUUCUCUAUACCUCGCCCCAGCAGCGACCCCUAUCCUCGUCCCAUCACCAAAAGAACACAGAUCAAAGCAAAAUGGGUGGCCGAAAAGUGAUGGUUCAGCCCAUCAACAUCAUCUUCUCUCAUCUCCAAAAGCAUAACCGCGUAUCAGUCUGGCUCUACGACAACAACGAGUUCCGAAUUGAAGCCUUCGUCGUUGGCUUUGACGAAUUCAUGAACCUUGUUUUGGACGAUGCGGAAGAAGUGUAUGACUGUGGGGCGAAGCCGGGUAAGGAGGUUCAACCGCGGAGAGAACUCGGUCGUAUAUUGCUGAAGGGCGACAACAUCACUCUGAUACAACCAGUCACCGCCUAAACACCCUCCCACGACUGAUCCUGAAUGGAGUGUGUAGAUGGAAGUUUGAAAUGGGAAAGAGGGACGGGGAUAACUACUUUACAUGUCUUGGUGGCAUGAAUCUCGGCAUCAAAGAUUGAAAGCUCUGUUUUCUUUGGGUCGUGUGGAUUUGCAGAUGGACAGAAUGUGUAUGAGGUCUACAUGUAAGCGAGCGUUUGCGAUGAUGGAAGCAUGGUGGUCAAGGGAGAGGCAAGGUCUCGGACGCACGCGGGAUAUACGACUACGGUCAAUGACUCCCACCCCGCCGCUUUCCAUACUGACGCCCGGUUCCG